Elgaria multicarinata webbii is the source of this 2922-nucleotide messenger RNA. RefSeq names its product collagen alpha-1(XVIII) chain-like. Lineage: Eukaryota; Metazoa; Chordata; Lepidosauria; Squamata; Anguidae. The transcript has 25 exons. The record is from RefSeq and is a predicted model, not a curated record. Gene Ontology annotation, molecular function: extracellular matrix structural constituent conferring tensile strength. The coding region runs from base 1 to 2517 and encodes 838 amino acids. Gene Ontology annotation, biological process: extracellular matrix organization.
AUGGAAGCCCUUCGAGGAGUCCGGUCUUGCGGUUGUCUCUGCCUCCUCUUGGCAUUCAUGGGGCUGGUUUCACCCAGUGCUGCCCAGUACUGGUGGCUUUUUAGUGAUCCCAAGGCUACAACUGUUGUGAUGCCCACAUCCCCCCAAGUUGUGGAAGCUGAUGACACCUCUGAGAAGAUGGUCCUGAGCACACCCUCUCUUUGGAGUACACCAGGCCCGCUUACAGAGGAAGAAGCCACAUCUGAAAGAACAACAGAGCUGGCCACCUCAGCAGCUGACAGGAAGGAAGUGUCUCCUGGUAUUAGCUUUCCCAUUUCAACAGACUUUGAGGGAAGCGCUGAGGAAGAAGAGACUGAAUUCAUACAGAUCCAGGACACUUCAACAAAACGCCUGAGGCCAACAGUUCACCAACCUACAAUCAAGGGUGAGCCUGCGACAAAACAGACAAAUGGGAAAACUGAAAGUUCACUCUUGCCUCCAGUGACCACAGAGGGAGACCACCAGAGUGUUAAAGUGACAACUGAGAAAGAGACCUCAUCUACUCUCUCCCCCAAGACAAUUGCUGCCUCCAUUCUCUGGGAGACCUCAAAACGCUUGACGCCUUCCGUUCGCCAGUCCACAGUUAGCAGGGACUCUGUGACAAAGCAGAUGAAUAAUGUUUCACAGUGCGUUUGUCCAGCAGUCCCUGGCCCUCGUGGUCCAAAGGGAGACAAGGGUGACCCAGGCCCUCCUGGGCAGAAAGGACUACCUGGGGAAACCGGCCAGCCUGGCCAGCCUGGCCAUGCUGGGCCCCCAGGACUUCCAGGCGUGCCACAUCCAGGAACACCAGACUGUACUGGUACCAAGGAUGGAAGUGGCAUCUCUGAAAAGGAUUGUGCUACCAUUGAAGGACCCCCUGGACCUCAGGGCUUGGCUGGCCACCCAGGCCCUCCUGGACCUCAAGGAUACCCAGGGCCUGAAGGCCUCCAGGGACCCCCUGGCCACCCAGGGCAUGAUGGUCAGACAGGUGUUCCAGGCCUCCCAGGUGCACCAGGCCAGCCUGGACCACCAGGAUCUACAGGCCCUCCAGGUAUUCCAGGACCAGUAGGGGCAGAGGGAUCUCCAGGAGCCAUGGGCCCCGAAGGGCCUCCAGGGAUUUCGGGCUACGUGGGACCACCAGGACCUCCAGGCUUCCCUGGACAGGAAGGGCCUCCAGGACGAGAAGGGCCUCCGGGCAAGGAUGGGGCAAAGGGUGAGACAGGUGACACUGGCCUACAAGGACCUCCAGGGAAUCCAGGACCGAUUGGAGAAAAGGGGCCUCAAGGUCCCCCUGGCCCACCUGGCGAGAAUCAGUGUAAUGUGCACACAGGACUUCUUGGGCCUCCAGGUCCUAAGGGUGAAAAGGGGGACCCAGGUGAACUGGAUUGCCGCAGGUGCUGUGAAGAAGCAAGAACUGAGACGAGAUUGCCCGGUUCAUCAGACUCUUGGGUGCCUUUUACAUAUCAAGAGAAUGGCAAAGGAGACCCGGAGCUAUAUGGCGCAAUUGUCAACCACGGUCCUCCUGGGCCCCCAGGAAAUCCUGGCUUGCCAGGCCCUCCAGGCCCUGCUGGACCACCAGGUGUUCUUUAUUUCAACAGAGUGUUCCCUGUCCGACCCAGGCCACACUGCAAGCAGCCGCUGCCCCAAGACCCAUAUUUGGAUGCAGAUGCUGAGCUGCCUCUGAAGGAUUCUUCCAAUGGAAACCAGAAUGGUUUUAAGCGCUCCACCUGGACCUUCAAAUCAAAGGAGCUGAUGUUCAAAUCCGCCGCCUCCAUUCCUGAAGGAAGCUUGGUCUAUGUCAGCGAAGAGAGUGAAGCUUUCUUCCGGACCCCCAAGGGUUGGAGCAAGCUUCUGUUGGAGGAUUCGGAGGCUUUAUUUCUUGGUGAUGACCCUUUGGUGUCUACAGAGAAAAAUCAGGUCCAAAAGGAUGAAAUCCAAGCAGUGACUCGGGCUGCAUCAACUAGCAACUCCCAGAGGAUUCCUUCGCUUCGCCUAGUGGCGCUCAACAUCCCCCUGACUGGUGACAUGAAUGGGAUUGGCGGUGCUGACCUGCAGUGCUAUCAGCAGGCACAGGCGGCAAACCUGUAUGGAACUUUCCGGGCCUUCCUGUCCUCAACCACUCAAAGCCUAGUCUCAAUUGUGAAGAGAACUGACCGGAGCCUGCCUAUUGUCAACCUUAAGGGCCAACGAUUGGCAAAAAGCUGGAAUUCCCUCUUCAGUAGAGAUGGCCCUUCUCAUUUCAACUCAAUGAGGUUCCCCAUCUACACAUUCAAUGGGCUUAAUGUCAUAACAGAUCCUACAUGGACAUAUAAGGUGGUCUGGCAUGGCAUCAAGCUCCAUGGAGGCCCGUCCCAAAAUCAAAACUGCCGGGACUGGCGAACAGCAUUCCACCAGUCAGAAGGCCUUGCCUCGUCUCCAACUGGCAGCAAGUUUCUCACAGAAAACAAACAUAGCUGCUCAAAUUCCCUGGUGGUUCUGUGUGUGGAGAACACCUUCUGAUAUGUGCAUAUACGGGUGAGCACAGCCUCGGAUGGACAAGGAUCACCAGAAGGAUCUAGUUGCUGCCGAGCCUGGAUUGAGUUGAAUGAAAGAGGCUCAUGUGCUAAGGGAAGAGGUGGGAAGCACAGAUACUCCUCUCUCCACACCCAUCAUGGCUGCAGGGGGGAGUCUGUGAAGAAACAAAGCCAUCUGUUGCCCUACAACACGGCCUAUUGCCUGGUGUGCUGUUGUGCAGAAACAACACCUCAUAACAGCCAGGUGCAAAUGGUGCUGCUUGUCCCUUGGCUUCAGCACAUAGGUAGGGCCUCCACCUGUAAGGAGAUGUAUGGGCGCGCUCUCUCUUUCUCUCUCUCUCUCUCUCUCUCUCACACACACACACAAAUCUUUACUUGGCAAAAAGGUGGC